This is a messenger RNA of Tupaia belangeri chinensis (Chinese tree shrew), 978 nucleotides long. Its product is annotated as olfactory receptor 13C8-like. Gene Ontology annotation, molecular function: G protein-coupled receptor activity; olfactory receptor activity. The record is from RefSeq and is a predicted model, not a curated record. Lineage: Eukaryota; Metazoa; Chordata; Mammalia; Scandentia; Tupaiidae. The transcript has a single exon. Gene Ontology annotation, biological process: G protein-coupled receptor signaling pathway. Gene Ontology annotation, cellular component: membrane. The coding region runs from base 7 to 978 and encodes 323 amino acids.
CGUAAUAUGGAAAGGACCAACGAUUCCAUGUUGACAGAAUUUGUUUUGGUGGGGCUUUCAGCCCAUCCAAAGCUCCAGACCGUUUUCUUUGUGCUAAUUUUGUGGAUGUACCUGCUGAUCCUGCUUGAAAAUGGAAUCCUCAUCUCAGUAAUCAUCUACGACUCUCGCCUGCACACCCCUAUGUAUUUCUUCCUCUGCAAUCUGUCUUUCCUGGACAUUUGUUACACAAGCUCAUCUGUCCCACUAAUCCUCGACAGUUUUCUGACUGUAAGGAAAAGAGUUUCCUUUUCUGGCUGCAUGGCACAAAUGUUUCUCUCCUUUGCCAUGGGGGGAACAGAGUGCGUGCUUCUUGGCAUGAUGGCCCUUGACCGCUAUGUGGCCAUCUGCUACCCACUGAGAUACCCUGUCAUCAUGAGCAAGGGUGCCUACGUGUCCAUGGCAGCUGUAUCAUGGCUCACUGGGCUUACUAACUCAGUGGUACAGACAUCUCUUGCAAUACGACUACCAUUCUGUGCUAAUAACGUCAUUAAUCAUUUUGUCUGUGAAAUUCUGGCUAUCCUAAAACUAGCCUGUGCAGAUAUUUCCAUCAAUGUGAUCAGUAUGGCAGGAUCAAAUCUGAUUUUUCUGGUUAUUCCACUGCUUGUCAUUUCCAUCUCUUACGUGUUUAUUGUUGCUACCAUUCUGAAGAUCCCUUCCACUGAAGGAAAACGUAAGGCCUUUUCCACCUGCUCAGCCCACCUGACAGUGGUGAUUAUAUUCUAUGGAACCAUUUUCUCCAUGUAUGCUAAGCCCAAGUCUAAAACAUCUGUUGGUACAGACAAUCAAGACAUCGUUGAUGCCCUCAUCUCCCUAUUCUAUGGGGUGAUGACACCCCUGAAAGUUCCAUUUUCUCCAGAUUUUAAAAGGAAUAAAACAUCCUCCUUGGUUUGUCACAAUAUGGCAUGUUUACUAUGCCUAACAAACCUUAUUCAGCGCUGA